Microplitis mediator is the source of this 2315-nucleotide messenger RNA. RefSeq names its product organic cation transporter protein-like. Gene Ontology annotation, cellular component: membrane. Lineage: Eukaryota; Metazoa; Arthropoda; Insecta; Hymenoptera; Braconidae. The coding region runs from base 364 to 2007 and encodes 547 amino acids. Gene Ontology annotation, molecular function: transmembrane transporter activity. The record is from RefSeq and is a predicted model, not a curated record. The transcript has 6 exons. Gene Ontology annotation, biological process: transmembrane transport.
AUAUCUAGGUAUCAUAAAAAGCAUAUAAAAAAAUAAUGAUGAUUCGUUUUAUCAUUUUAGAAAAGAUAACCGGCAGAAAUCAGAUUCACGAUAUUGUUUUGUCAAAUUACUGUAAAUAAUUUAUAUUGAAGUAUUUAUAUAACACGAGUUUUAUAUUAAUAGAGUGUACCUAUGAUACACUGUAAAAGAUCAGGAGUGAAUUCGGAGUGAUUACGGAUUGUAUCAAAAUCAAAAUUCACGCCUUCAUUCGCAGUCGCGGAGUUUUUAAAAAAAUUACUUCGAAACCGGAGUGAAUAGGGAGCUUGUUUUUCAGCGGAGUGAUCUGAAUUUUCUUUCAAUUCACAUUGACUCAUUAAUUUAAUUAUGGUGACUAAUAAGAAAGACAACAAAGUUCAAGAGAAGCUUAUUUUACAAGCUUUAGAUGAACUUGGACAAAGUUCACAACUUCUUUGGAUCGUUUUAUUCGCUAGUAUCUUAGUGUCAUUGAUAAACGGAUUAAAUACGAUGUCUUAUAUAUUCAUUGCUGAGGUACCUCAUUAUUGGUGCGCUAUUCCGGAGCUUACAAAUGUGAAUUGGACGGAUGACCAAAUUAAAAAUAUUUCUAUAAUCGAUGAAUGCCAAAAGUAUGAUUAUAAUUAUACAUAUCUCGCGAGUUUAAGGCAUGAAGAAGCGAUAGAAUAUGUAGAAGAUAUUGAAUUUAAUACCAGUGUUGUUUCUUGUUCAUCGUUUGUAUUUGAUAAUAGCGGAAGGUCGACGAUUGUCAAUGAAUGGCAAUUAGUCUGUGACAGAAAAGUGUAUAGAGCAAAUACAUUUCUUGCAUACGCAUUUGGAAAACUGAUAGGUGGUGGAAUUUUGGGAAUAGCCGCGGAUAAAUACGGAAGAAAACGAGCAUUAAUUAUCGGCUUAUUGUUACAAACUGUUGCCAUGCCAUUAUCUGCAUUAGUUCCAUGGUUCUGGGUUUAUAUAGUCUUCAAAUUUCUUGUAGGCGCAAGCGUUAGCUCUAUGUAUUCAACAGCUUAUACAAUAUUGUCGGAAAUUGCUACAAGUCGCAGAAAAAAGGUAUUCGGUGCUAUUAUUGAUUCAAUGUUUCAAAUUGGAACUUUAGUUCUUAUAAGUAUUGCAUAUUUCUCAUCAGAUUGGCGACAUUUGCAAUUAAUACUGUCAUUAUUUACUUUAUUAUUAGUAAUUAUUAUUUGGUUUGUGCCAGAGUCGCCAAGAUGGUUGAUGUCACAAAAUCGUCAUGACGAAGCAGAAAAAUUAAUCGAAAAAUAUUAUAAAACUAUUAAUCAACUGUCUGUUACCACAGAAGAUCCAAUGCGAACAUUCUUACCACUAGAAAAAUGUGUAUUGACAAAUAACCCAAAAAAAGGUUUAAAACGAUAUUUUGGAAAGUCAUCAAUUUUAUUCUCAGAUCCAAUUUUGAGAAAAAAUAUAAUUAUUAUGUACUAUACAUUUUUUGCCACUUUUUCAGUCAGUUAUUAUCUCAUUCUCAAUAUUGAUAUAUUCGAAACUAAUCGUUAUAUCUAUUCAUCAAUAGGAGCAAUUAUUGAAUUAAUAGCACUCACAUGUGUUCCAGCGAUUCUGAUGUUUUUCAGUUGCCAAAAAGCAAGUGUUCUACUUCACGUAAUUUUGUCUAUUUCUAUGCUAUCAAUCGUAACUAUUUCAAAAGAAAAUAUAUAUACAGCUAUGGUAAUGACAAUGAUAUCAAAAUUUUUCUCAACAGCAUGUUUUACGACCAUCGCGUUAUUUUGCUUAGAAUUAUUCCCCCCAGGUGUUAGAAAUUCCGCUUUUGGAACAAGUUUGGUCAUGGGACAAAUUGGAUCAAUGACAGCACCAUAUAUUGUUGAUUUGCUUGGUCAAGUUUCCUGGUGGGCACCCCCUGCACUUUGUGCUACUUUAUCCUUCACAACUGGACUUUUUAUCCUUAUACUCCCUAAAAAUGAGCUACAUAAUAAAAAUAAUAUCAAGAUUAAAGAUGAAAUUCCACUUAAGAAUAAUAGAACUUGAAUUAAUUAGAAAAUAAAUUUUUCUUGCUCUUCAAACUGAAAGUCGAAUCAUGUGGGUCAAAUGUGCGUAAACCCAUUCAUUUCGGACUGGAAUGCAUGGGCUUGGCACACUUGCCCCACAUGACUCUACGAUCUUUCUGGUCGCAUUACACUCCGGAAAGUGCCACUUUUGUGGCCAGCUCGCGGUACAAAAAGCUGUCACUAGAGUAUACUCUUAUUUUGUAUGGCUCGGUUAUGUAACAAAUAUACAGAGAUUGUUCAAUUACAAACAAAUAAUUUAGAAACUCAAAUAAACAAGGUUUGAAAAAA